Messenger RNA from Amoebophrya sp. A120, 1434 nucleotides. Lineage: Eukaryota; Dinophyceae; Syndiniales; Amoebophryaceae. The record is from the annotation of a GenBank genome assembly.
AAAGAUCCUUGUCGUUUUAGUUGUUCGGGAUGUAGUUCUAGCGCAGCAGAAAUCGAGCCCGCAAGAACUGUCUGAAUUUGAGUAUUAAAAAAUAUGAGUAUUUGUGGUACGACAAACAGGAAACUUUUUUUUCCUUCUCUGCCCUCACGGACUAUAGACGAGAACAAGGAAAUACAACGCAAAAAUCAACCAGCUCGAAGAGGAUUUUUCUACCACGACAUCGCCGGUCGUGUACUAAGUAGUUGUACAGCGAAUCAGCGACAAAUCGUAGCGAAAAAACAAAUUACAGCAAGCACUUCGCCUGCGAAACCAAGAACAAAUCCAAAAUCAUGCCGAUCCACAAGUCUACUACUUCCAUUGCGCGCGUCGCAACGACUGCCGCCCUUGCGGUGGUCCCCCUCGGGGGGGGGGGGGUGUUUUCGGAGCAAAAAUUGGUCCCGCGGCUGCUACGCAUGAGUGGGCCGGAAGCGAGACUUCCCCGGCCGGAUUCACGGAAGUGGACCGCGUCUUAUGGACUGCGAAUUUUUAGGGCUGCUACCAAUCUUGCUCUGCAACUACUGGAAGAUUAUCUUUGGUACUAGAAGUGUAUAUGCUUAGGUCGCAAGAACUACCCAGGAGUGAGCUCUCAGCUCUGUGAUGCAUGUUCUUCCCCAAGAAUGAUUGCACGGUCGUGCGCCGAGCUGCGUGCCACUCUGACACCACGACAAACCGCUCAACGUCAAUCUGUCAUGCUUGGAAAUCUGUAUAUUCGAGUUUCGUCACGAUCAUCUUCAUCCACGAAUCAAUUAGCAUCGCAUAAAUUUUAAGAAUUUCAAAGCAGACCUGGGCAGCAGCUUUAUUGCAGUGCAUACGUGCGUCGCGCUGCGAACAUGAAGGCGACGGCCGCGUCGAGGGCUUCGCGUGUGGGCAAGAAGAAGUCCUCGAAGGCGCGUGCGGAGAAAGCCAAGGCUUCGGUUGUCUCCGGGACCAGUACUUCCAUCACGGCGAAGAAGAAAGCUGCGCAGGCACCUCAAUCGGCGUUUGGAGGUCCGGCAGCCGAGCCUCAAAAUGCUGCCGAAGCUGCCAAGGGUGCGGCGGGAGUCCGUAAGGCGGCGGCUAAGGCGGCGCCCGCAGUAGGGGCCGCAGUAGGGGCCGCUGCUAUCGCUGCCGUUCCCGAGGCCGCGCCAGCGGUCCUCGAAGCUGCCGCUCCCGCCACAGCCGCAAGUCGCGAAGCAGCAGCUCUCGGAGCUUCCGCAGGUGAUGCGUUUAACGAAGUCAAAUGGUCGGCGCCCUUGGCCACAAUUUAUUGGGUAAUGGGCCAUUUUUUUUUUGAUUUUGGUGACUGGGCCGUUCCUGCUCUAAGCGCUGAGUGGAACUCUGCGCAGAAACUUCCUCUCUAUAGAUGAGAACCCUUUAGAUGAGAACGAUUGAUUGAUUCAGUUUUGCAUCGCUAGC